Messenger RNA from Bradysia coprophila, 1456 nucleotides. RefSeq lists its product as uncharacterized. Lineage: Eukaryota; Metazoa; Arthropoda; Insecta; Diptera; Sciaridae. The record is from RefSeq and is a predicted model, not a curated record.
ACCAAACGUGUUCGCAACUCUGUUAGUCAUUUAUUUAAAUAUUAAAAUUCGGAAAGAAUGUCCUUCAUUAAAAAUCGAUUCAAUCGAGUAUUUUGCAAAUCCCGCACCGUGUGCCCGAUGAACAAAGCUCCUGAUUUUUGUGAAAGUGAAAUUCAUGAUCCACUUUUCGAUUGUUGUUUCGGGCUUGAACUUGAAUUGGAUGAAAUGUACAAAAAAGACAUAAAAUCAGUGAAAAAUCCGAAAAGGCGUAAAAAGAAACGCAAGAAAAACAGUAACAACCGUCCAGCCAGCAACACUUCAUCCAAAAUAUCUCCCAUUCGUUCCAAGUCAACCAGCGACCUGUUAUGCGAAGAGCCACUGUCGUCUUUAAUGAAAUGUUCUACACCAAAGUCAGUAGGUAGUCUUUGCGAUCAAUUGGAUAGCAUCGGAAUUAGUGCGAUAACACCACGCAUAACUAAGCUGUACGGUAAGAUUACCGAACAUGACAAGAAAAUUUUGAAACGAAUGGCGAUGAAACGAACACAGGAAAUAGCUCAAAUGGAAGACGCUUGGAUAGCGAGAAAAUGUUGGGAAGAUGAGCGAACGAUACGAAAUAAUUUGAUAAACAAGCACAGCCUACAGUACACGAAAAAGGUAAAGGAGAAACAGCGACUGGAGUCCGAACAAACGGAACGACGAAUGAACGAUUUGGCUAGGAGGGAGCAACAAAGUUUGGACGAGAUAAAAAGAAACAUUAAUGAGAAAGAGGAACGACUGGAACAACGAUUACGUGCUGAAUCGGUGAAAAGGGAAAUAAUGAACAGGGAACGACAGCUGGAGGAAAUGAGAAAAUUUGAAGCAGCGGCUCUCAUUCAACAGGAACUUCAAUUGGACGAAGAAGUUAGGAAACAAGAGUGUUACAGUAAUUUGGAACAGCGAAUCAGUCGCGCAGAAGAAAUGAGAAACAAAUAUUUAAACACCAGACAGCGACGACUGUGUAUGGACAAUGAAUUAGAGCAAAACUUGCACGCCGCUAAUUAUGACGAAACUAAGAGAAACGAGCUACUAAAGUUGGAGCAGUUAAAGAUGAAAAUUCAGGAGCGCAAUAGAAAAUCAAUCAAAUUUUUGGAAGCAAAGCAGCAAUACGUAUUGGAGUGUAAGAGUCAAGCUAGAGCCAGUGCUGAAUUAAGAGACAUUGUAAGGAAUUCUAUCAGUCCAGACAGUUAUCGUAGUUUUAAAGUAAGAAGUUCGUGUGAUCGUCCAAUGUCCAAUAUGUCAUUCAAUGAAAGUCAUUUGAAGCUAGGUUGAUUAACAAUUCAUCAACCAAGGGAAGACAAAAUUGUAAUUAAAUUUUUUAAAUAGGUCACGUCGACGUCGUCGGGUGUUAAAAUGAAAAUUAUUUGGAUAGUCAAUUUUGAAGAGUACAAAAAGUUCUGAGAAAUAAAUAUGUUACGAGACGUUUACAAACAAAAGAAGU